UCCAUUUCACCAAUCAAAUCAUUGGAAGGCAAAUAAUGGGUGAAGGCGGAGGCGGAGGUACAGAAUGGUUCCGUUUCACGGUUUAUCUGCUCAGAGGAAGAUGGUUUCAAGUAUUUGCCUCGUUUUUGAUCAUGGCUGGAGCUGGUGCAACUUAUCUCUUUGGUACUUAUUCCAAAGAGAUAAAGGCUUCUCUUGGAUAUGACCAAACAACACUCAAUCUUUUGGGCUUCUUCAAAGACUUAGGAGGAAAUGUUGGGGUGCUUUCCGGCCUACUCGCCGAGGUAACACCGACAUGGUUUGUACUUCUUGUUGGUUCUGCCAUGAAUUUUACAGGCUAUUUCAUGAUCUGGUUGGCUGUCACCGCUAGAAUUCCCAAGCCUCGAGUGUGGCAUAUGUGUCUUUAUAUUUGCAUGGGAGCCAAUUCUCAGAACUUUGCAAACACAGGAGCUCUUGUCACUUGUGUUAAGAACUUCCCGGAAAGCAGAGGAAUCAAGUUGGGUUUGUUGAAGGGUUUUACUGGGCUUAGUGGAGCUAUCUUCACACAAAUUUACUUGGCCGUUUAUGGUAAUGACUCAAAAUCUCUUAUUCUUCUUAUUGGGUGGCUCCCGGCUGCACUGUCUGUGGUGUUUGUGUACACAAUCCGGACGGUUAAGGUUGUCAGGCAGCAGCCGAAUGAAGUCCAAGUCUUUUACCAUUUCCUUUAUGCAUCCAUAGUUUUAGCAUUAUUUCUCAUGGUCAUGACGAUUGUUCAAAAACUAGUGUCAUUUUCAAGAGCAGCCUAUGCAGGAAGUGCCACUGUGGCAUGUGUCCUUCUUUUUGUCCCUCUUUUUAUUGCCAUUAGAGAAGAGUUAGUCCUCUGGAACGAAAAGAAACAACCUCCUACAAUGAUAGCCAUUGAAAAACCACCAGAAGUUGACCUGAAAAAAGAACCAUCAUCUCCUCAAUCUGAAAAAGAGCCACAAAAGGAAGAGGAGCCAAAUACUAAAUCUUGUUUCCUCACCAUUUUUGAUAAGCCACCAAGGGGAGAAGACUAUACAAUCUUGCAAGCGCUUCUCAGCAUUGACAUGUUGAUCUUAUUUGUUGCAACGCUUGGUGGACUUGGAUCAAGUUUAACAGCCGUGGACAACUUGGGUCAAAUUGGUGAAUCACUUGGCUACCCACAAAAAACCAUCAAGACCUUUGUAUCUCUGGUCAGCAUUUGGAAUUACUUUGGAAGAGUCUUUUCAGGAUUUGUCUCUGAAAGUUUGCUUGCAAAGUAUAAAACGCCGCGCCCAUUGAUGAUGACACUAGUCCUUUUGUUAUCAUGCGUUGGCCAUCUCUUGAUAGCCUUUCCAGUCCCUGGGUCAGUGUAUGUAGCUUCUGUGAUCAUUGGAUUCUCAUUAGGUGCUCAAUUUCCAUUGCUUUACGCUAUCAUUUCUGAGCUCUUUGGUCUAAAGUACUACUCCACAUUGUUCAAUUGUGGGCAAUUGGCAAGUCCUAUUGGCUCUUAUAUACUCAAUGUGAAGGUCACUGGGAUGCUUUAUGAUAAUCAAGCAUUAAAAGAGCUCGCGAGGAAGGGGAUUAAAAGAUCAGAAGUGAACGAAUUGACAUGCAUUGGAACUCAGUGUUAUAGGAUGCCUUUUAUAAUAUUGGCAGCUGUUACAUUCUUUGGAGCUCUAGUUUCAUUCAUAUUGGUGAUUAGGACCCGGAAAUUUUACAAGAGUGACAUGUACAAGAAAUAUAGGGAAACUUUGAGUUAG
Molecule: messenger RNA, 1739 nt
Organism: Pistacia vera
Lineage: Eukaryota; Viridiplantae; Streptophyta; Magnoliopsida; Sapindales; Anacardiaceae
Exons: 1
Coding region: 36-1739 (567 amino acids)
Biological process (GO): transmembrane transport
Cellular component (GO): membrane
Molecular function (GO): transmembrane transporter activity
Source: RefSeq, a predicted model, not a curated record